Molecule: messenger RNA, 1194 nt
Organism: Rhipicephalus sanguineus (brown dog tick)
Lineage: Eukaryota; Metazoa; Arthropoda; Arachnida; Ixodida; Ixodidae
Exons: 13
Coding region: 29-1066 (345 amino acids)
Source: RefSeq, a predicted model, not a curated record
CGGUCAGCGUUGGCCAGCUUCGUUAGGAAUGCAGUCCAAUCAUGUUCUCGCUGCGAUUCUAACGAUUCUCUUUGUCAACAACUGUGCCGUCGGAAAACAGCCGAGGAAAGGCCGCAAUGCUACGCAACUCCUUUCGAUGGCAGGAGUGCCCAAGUUUAUCCUGACACAGAAAACAAAAGGAGCAAAUUUUCUAGGAUACACGGCCAGCUCGAAGUGCUUGAGCAUAGAAUUGCUCGGAGGGACGGAUGUGUAUACCGCUUUUCUGGACUAUCUCAUUGACGAGACAUGGUUUACAGAUUUGCUUACUGCAAGUACAAAUCGUUCCCAAAUGAACUUCACAUCAGUAGACGCUGACAAUGGAACACUAUUCGUUCCAACGACGCCAGUUUACAGACUUGUCGAUACUGAUUAUACUAACUGCUUCGUUCUGAUCUCAAGAAAACCUAGAACGAAAGCCUCUUGCGUCAACGUCACUAUCAACAAUAUCCUCAACAUCAGCACCUGCCUGGGCAGCAACCUGAAUUACUGCACCGGCAGCACAUCAGCAAGUGGCUUGGUGACAGGACUCGUCAGAGUGCUCACUUGUGUCCUACAAGGAAUCUACAACUACGGAUCCCCACAGGGCGUUGUCAACGCACUUGGACCUCUACUCUCACUCAUAGUCAGCCGCCUUUCACUCCCCUCCGUCAACCUUCCUGUCUUGGGCAACACCAGCAACGUCAACUUCCUCACCAGGAAUGACACCUGUCAAGGUCCAUUAACCAUCCAGCUUCCCGGCCUUCAAAACGUUAGCAGUUGCCUUGGAAACACCGCAAACAUCUGCACAGCCGGAUCCACGACCACCACCGCUCAGGUUACGCAGUUGGUGCAAACCUUGACUUGUCUCCUGAGCCAGAUCCCGCUUGACCAGUUCAGGCAGGUCAUCAUGGGCAUCGGCUGUCAGCUGAUCACGAUACUGAGCGCGCUUGCGAGGGAUGCUUCACUGGGCCUCACUCUGCAGACAGCCCUCGGAUCAUUCAGCACAGCUCUCCGCCUCAUUGUACCAACCUGUUCGACCACUGGCUGAAAAGGCAACGUUGCCCGGACACCAACGUAGAAGCGGUGUGAAUAUUGAAUUCUAACUGCGCCUACUAAUGGCUGACAUCUAUGUAAUGAAGGAUUGGCCGUUCUCAAUAAAUGAAGCAUUAAAAUGAC